AGUGACAGACUCACUUCUUGCUAACAACAGCUAGCAGCCCGUGUCUCUCCGGUGAACUCUCCGGUGAACGCUCCGGUGACGGCUCCGCAGUCAUGGCUCUACCGGCUCAGCUCCGCUCCAUCCAGCACCACCUCCGAACCGCCCAGGAGCACGAGGCCCGGGACCCGGUGGUGGCGUACUACUGUCGUCUCUAUGCUAUGCAGUCGGGCAUGAAGCUGGACAGUAAAACACCAGAGUGCCGAAAGUUCCUGAUCAAACUCAUGGACCAGCUGGAGUCGAUGAAGAAGGAGAUGAGUGACCAUGACUCCAUCACUCAGGAGGUUGUUGGCAACGCCCACAUUGAAAACUACGCCUUGAAGAUGUUCAUCUACGCCGACAACGAGGACCGGGGGGGGCGGUUCCACAAGAACAUGAUCAAGUCCUUCUACACAUCCAGUCUGCUGCUGGACGUCCUGUCUGUGUUCGGGGAGCUGUCAGAGGAGAACAUCCAGCACAGGAAGUACGCCCGCUGGAAGGCUACCUACAUCCACAACUGUCUGAAGAGUGGGGAGACGCCUCAGGCGGGGCCCAUCGCCAUGGAGGGGGACGGGGAAGCAGACGAGUUUGGAGCUGCAGGUUUCUCAGGCCUCUCCCAGGGCGGAUCCUUCAGGGGAGCUCCUCCUUCUCAGUCCUUUGACGACCAGAAUCUGGAUCCAGGUCCGGCCCCCGGGUUUGGGUUUACUCCGGGUCCAGGACCGGGACCAUCGGCACCAUCGGGUCCUGGCACCAUCAACUACAACAACGUCCACAUCCCACCAGGGGCCCACGCCCCGGCCAACACUCCAGCCGAGCUGCCUCCGCCCACAGCAGAAGGAGUGAAACCAGUGCCUCUGCCUCGCUCGGUGCCCGUUGUCGACCCCACACUGCUCAACGCCCAGCAGCAGGGAGGUGUCCACCUCACCCCGGAGGACUUCACCAAGGCUCAGAAGUUGUGUAAGUACGCGGGCAGCGCCCUGCAGUACGAGGACGUGGGCACGGCGAUCCAGAACCUCCAGAAAGCUCUGAAACUUCUCAUGACCGGCAAAGAAUGAAGCCUUUGUCCUCCUCAAUCUGAUCCCUCCAUCAUCCAGCCCUCCUCCAUCCCCCUCUUUUCUAGAGCAGCGCCGCUGAUGUGGCCCACAGCGACACACACACACACACAGACACACACACACACACACACACACACACACACACACACACACAGACACACACACACACACACACACACACACACAAUGAGGCGUCCUAUUCAGUUGGCUGUCAGAGGAGGACAUGAUGGAAAUCAGUCUGCAACAACGGCUCCCUGUGUCUGACGCUGCGUCUCUGACUCAAUGACUCUCUGACUCAAUGACUCAAUGACUCUCUGACUCUCUGACUCAAUGACUCUCUGACUCUCUGACUCAAUGACUCAAUGACUCAAUGACUCUCUGACUCUCUGACUCUCUGACUCUCUGACUCUCUGACUCUCUGACUCAAUGACUCAAUGACUCAAUGACUCUCUGACUCUCUGACUCUCUGACUCUCUGACUCUCUGACUCAAUGACUCUCUGACUCUCUGACUCAAUGACUCAAUGACUCUCUGACUCUCUGACUCUCUGACUCUCUCACUCAAUGACUCUCUGACUCUCUGACUCUCUGACUCUCUGACUCAAUGACUCUCUGACUCUCUGACUCUCUGACCCUCUGACUCUCUGACCCUCUGACUCUCUGACUCUCUGACUCAAUGACUCAAUGACCCUGUGACUCUCUGACUCUCUGACUCAAUGACCCUCUGACUCUCUGACUCUCUGACCCUCUGACUCUCUGACCCUCUGACUCUCUGACUCAAUGACUCAAUGACCCUGUGACUCUCUGACUCUCUGACUCUCUGACUCAAUGACUCUCUGACUCUCUGACUCUCUGACCCUCUGACUCUCUGACCCUCUGACUCUCUGACUCUCUGACUCAAUGACUCAAUGACCCUGUGACUCUCUGACUCUCUGACUCAAUGACCCUCUGACUCUCUGACUCUCUGACCCUCUGACUCUCUGACCCUCUGACUCUCUGACUCUCUGACUCAAUGACUCUCUGACUCUCUGACUCUCUGACUCAAUGACUCUCUGACUCGAUGACUCGAUGACUCGCUGACUCGCUGACUCUCUGACUCUCUGACCCUCUGACUCUCUGACCCUCUGACUCUCUGACUCAAUGACUCUCUGACUCUCUGACUCUCUGACUCAAUGACCCUCUGACUCUCUGACCCUCUGACUCUCUGACCCUCUGACUCUCUGACUCUCUGACUCAAUGACUCAAUGACCCUGUGACUCUCUGACUCUCUGACUCAAUGACUCUCUGACUCUCUGACUCUCUGACUCUCUGACCCUCUGACUCUCUGACCCUCUGACUCUCUGACUCUCUGACUCAAUGACUCAAUGACUCUCUGACUCAAUGACUCUCUGACUCAAUGACUCUCUGACUCAAUGACUCAAUGACUCUCUGACUCUCUGACUCAACGACUCUCUGACUCUCUGACUCUCUGAGUCUCUGACUCAAUGACUCUCUGACUCUCUGACUCUCUGACUCAAUGACUCAAUGACUCUCUGACUCUCUGACUCAACGACUCUCUGACUCUCUGACUCUCUGAGUCUCUGACUCAAUGACUCUCUGACUCAAUGACCCUCUGACUCAAUGACUCUCUGACUCUCUGAGUCUCCAAACCUCCACAGUAAUAAGACGUCUUUUCUUUUCUUGUCUCUUCUCGUCUUUCCAGCGACUCAACGUGGAUUCAACAGGAAACUGUGACGCGUUGAGUCGAUAUUUUUAACUUCAGUUUCUGUUUUAUAAGUUGAAACUGUCACGUUCAGCUCAGACGCUAAAGAACAAAGGGUGGAGGAAAACAAAACAAUCCAAUAAACCGUGGAAUAGAACUGCUGUUUGGUGUGGGGCUGCUGUCUACAGGGGGCGCUACUUCCCUUUCUCUGUGUGUUGAUUACUCCUGAGGAGGAAGUGGAGGUUGUUCUGCUCAUGUAACGUUUCUCAGAAGUUCUUUUAGUGAGAUGUUUGGUUUUUGGUUUUUACAGUUUCUAAGUUUCUUCAGAAUCUCGUCAGAUUCAAAGAGAUUUGAAUAAAAUAUUUGAAAAGAUGCUGAGAUGUUGAUUUGUGUAUUUUUAUGUUUCAGUGAUUAAAGCUGAGAUAAAAAUCUGUAAAACUUUUACAAUUGAUUCUUCAUUUUGCCAUGAACUGUUGUGUGAAGCACUUUGUAGCCCUGUUUAAAUAAGUGCCAUAACAAUAAAGUUAUUAUUCUGGUU
Platichthys flesus (European flounder) is the source of this 3308-nucleotide messenger RNA. It is a transcript of the gene vta1, whose product is annotated as vesicle (multivesicular body) trafficking 1. The record is from RefSeq and is a predicted model, not a curated record. NCBI's taxonomy places the organism in Eukaryota, Metazoa, Chordata, Actinopteri, Pleuronectiformes, Pleuronectidae. The transcript is spliced from 8 exons. Gene Ontology annotation, cellular component: multivesicular body. Bases 93 to 1070 code for a protein of 325 amino acids. Gene Ontology annotation, biological process: late endosome to vacuole transport via multivesicular body sorting pathway.